AUGGACGGCGGCACGCGUGCACGAGUCGAGGAGGAAAAAGCCCUGGAUUCGUCUCGCCUGCGAUCCUCCGCUCGGCUCAGCUUCGCGAGUUCCUCCUCGGCCGGCAGCCCUCGAAUCGCCAAGCGCAAACGGAAGAAGAGGAGACGUCAGCAACGACGGAACAGUAACGUCGACGACGAGGACGAUCUCGUCGUCGUCGGCGGUGGUAGUGGUGGUAGUGGCGACGGUGGCGGCGGUGUAGACUCCGUCAACGCGAUCCUCGCGAUCAAAGAAGAACAGCAACAGCAGAUAGGAGAGGCGACGAUUUCAAGCGAGGAGCCAACGACGAAUAAGCAAGCGAAAAAUCGGCUUCAACACACCAACGAAUCUCAACGUAACGUAACCAGAGGAGGAAGCGGCUCGCGCGCGGCUGCCUCCUCCCUCAGUUCCGGCAACACGCUUCUCAACCGUCGUGCCGCCAGCAAGCGAUCGUCCAGGAGAUGCAACGCGAGCGCGCGUAGAAACGCGAUGACGAUGGAUCUCCAGAGACUGAUCACAGAAGUACACGCCAGGCCCGCGAUCUGGGACCAGAAGAACGUGAACUAUCACAAUCGCGACGUCAUCCUGAAGAUGUGGCGAGAGAUCGCGAGAGCUUGCGAGGUCUCCACGGACGUCGCGAAAUCGAAAUGGAAACACUUACGAGACAAUUUCCGCAACGAAUUAAAGAAAACCUAUCGAGGAAAAUGCGACGGUGGUGGGAACGAGCACGACUCGAAAUGGGUCUGGUUCAAGAGCCUGUUCUUCCUACGGGAUCAAAUGAACUCGAGGGUGAUCGGGUGUACCCUUUCGCAGAAUUGUUCGGUAGCUCUUCGGUCGUCGCCGGAAGGGACACAGAUCGAGCCACAGAUCGACAUUUUAGAAGGACACGAGGAAACUCAAUUCGACGAUCUAGACGGGGAUUCGUGUCAAUCUCUGCUCUCGAACGAGGAUGGUCUGCAUCAAGUGAUGCCCCCGCCUAAAAUGAACAAACUAGGUAGAAAGAGAAGUCUGAUGGAGGCGAUAGACAACGAUUAUUCGGAGGUGGAUCGAAAGAGGUUCGAGUCGUUGCAAAAGAGGCUUAGCGUGUCGCAGGAGGAAGAGGACGACACUUAUCACUUUCUCAUGAGCGUUCGAAAUCCUUUGAAAAGUUUACCGCUCGAUAGGCAGAUGUUCGUCAGGCUCAAGAUUCAGGAGCUGGUUUACAACGAGAUCAAUUCGCAGAAUCAGCAGCAGAAUCGAACGUACGUGAACGAGAUUUCGCAGGAUGUGAAGCCCCCGAGAACGGGAAACGGUACCGGAACGAUUGGAACCGGAGCCGGACCUGGUGGAGGCGGAGAAUCCUUGGGGGGUGGCGAUAGGGGCGGAGGCGGGGCUGGAAUAGGGGGAGGGCAGACCGUCAACGACGCGUCCAACCCCGUAUCGUUACUGCAAAAUUGCACGGCAGAGGGUUCCAGCGACGAUACCUUCUUCGGUUAA
Molecule: messenger RNA, 1494 nt
Organism: Habropoda laboriosa
Lineage: Eukaryota; Metazoa; Arthropoda; Insecta; Hymenoptera; Apidae
Exons: 2
Coding region: 1-1494 (497 amino acids)
Biological process (GO): regulation of transcription by RNA polymerase II
Cellular component (GO): nucleus; transcription regulator complex
Molecular function (GO): DNA binding
Source: RefSeq, a predicted model, not a curated record